UUUUUUUUCAAAUCGGGAUCGGCGUUUAAAAAAAAAUAUUGAUAGAAAAAAUCAUCAUGUCUUCUAAGAGAAAGCUUCACAAGUGGUCAAUUGAUUUUACUGGACAUGGAAGAUCAAAAUCUGACAGACAAGCUGUCCAGGUCAUUGAACUAAAGCCCCCAGUAGGAUACACCGAGAGUAUUGGAACUUUAGCAGAACAAAGCAGCAAAGACACAGACCAGAAAAUUAUAGAUAAGAGAUCAUGGGAUAUAGCCCUAGGACCAUUGAAACAAAUUCCCAUGAAUUUCUUCAUUAUGUGGAUGGCUGGGAAUUCAAUCUCGAUCUUUCCCAUCAUGAUGGUUGGCAUGAUGUUCUUCAAACCCAUACAAGCCUUCAUCUCCAUUCAGAACACAUUUGUAAUGAUAGAAGGAUCACAAGCCAUUAUAAUGAAAUUUAUUUACAUAUUUGGAAACAUUGUCUGUGUGGCUUUAGCAACAUAUAAAUGUCAGACAAUGGGACUCCUCCCCACCCACGCCUCAGAUUGGCUAGCUUUCAUGGAUCCUCAAAAGAGAAUGGAAUGGAGUGGAGGUGGCUUUAUUCUUUAAUGGGGAAUACAAGGAUAUUUGUUGUCAAAGAUGAUUUGAUUUAAUGAACGUAUAUUUAUUUGGAAGAAGAGAAAAUACUAAGAGAAAUUUUGUAAAAGAAAAAAAGUGAAAAUUGAUAUAUCUUUUAUAAAAGAAAUGAAGAAAAACACUGGAAAAAAAAUUGUUGUCAAGAAUCGUGUAAAAUGAAUGUCUUUUUAAAUAGGGAUGAAGAAAAUACUAACCAGGAAUAUAUUUAUAGACUACAUUUUUUUUCAUUAUACCAAGAGAUCAGAAGGUUGAGUGCAAUAAAAUAAAGAAAACAUGAAGUGUCAAUGAAAGUACACAAGUAAACUCAUUUGUCAAUUUAUAAUACUUUUUUGUGCUUUAAAUCUGAUAAUAAAGAAAAUAAAAAUACUGAAUAAAG
Saccostrea cuccullata (small rock oyster) is the source of this 987-nucleotide messenger RNA. RefSeq names its product ER membrane protein complex subunit 4-like. The transcript has 5 exons. The record is from RefSeq and is a predicted model, not a curated record. Gene Ontology annotation, biological process: protein folding in endoplasmic reticulum. NCBI's taxonomy places the organism in Eukaryota, Metazoa, Mollusca, Bivalvia, Ostreida, Ostreidae. The coding region runs from base 57 to 584 and encodes 175 amino acids. Gene Ontology annotation, cellular component: EMC complex.